AUGGAUCAAAACUCUGUAGGCCCAAAAGAAAGGACAGAAAAAGUUGUCUGGAUAGUUCCGCCUGAAGGUGCGGCGGAACAGCCUGGAUGGAGAGAGUGGCGAGAGGGCAGAGAACAACUGGUCAAAGACCAGCAAUGGGAAUCCCAAUGGCAGGAGUUCCUGGGGGGACUGGAGUCCCCUCACACAGGGUGGGGCAAGGAACCCAGCCCUUGGGAGGAUGCCAAGGCUUUCUUGUCCUCCUUUGAGCAAGUGGCCCAAGCCUGCCAGUGGCCCAGGGAAGAGUGGGUGGCCCGGCUCUUGCCAGCACUGAAUGGAGAAUCUCAGCGGGCUUUUGGCAGCCUGGAGGCCAGAGACAGGGAGGAUUAUGGGAAAGUGAAGGUGGCCAUCUUGCGUGGGGAAGCCAAUCGCAUGGAAAUGCUGCGCCAGGACUUCCGGCAGUUCCGCUCCCAGGAGAUGGAAGACCCACGCCAGAUUUACAGUCGGCUGCAGGAGCUUUGCUGCCAGUGGCUGAGGCCAGAGAGGCACUCGAAGGAGCAGAUCCUGGAGCUGCUGAUCCUGGAGCAAUUCCUGGCCAUCCUGCCACUGGAGCUGCAGAGCUGGAUCAGGGCCAAGGGUCCGGAGAAUUGCACCCAAGCCACAGCCUUCGUGGAGGAUUUCCUACUGAGCCAGCAAGGGGGACCCACAACGAGGAAAUGGCAGGUGGUCCACCAAGAUGCAGAAGAGGCCCUCUUGGAUCCUGCUGAGACACAGAGCAACAAGGAAGUUGAGCAGGUGGAGAUCAGUUUGCCAGGUAAUGGAACACAGUGGUGCCAUCACUCUAGUUCACUGCUUCCUCCUGAAGGACAGGAGAGGCCUGAAGCUGAGCAGAUCAAGGUGAUGGGGGCAUUUUGCUCUUCCCAGGCAGUAACAAACCUUGAGGAGAUGAGCGCAACUUUCCACAGGGUGGAGAAGAGUCAAACACAGGAUCACAACCAAAAGACCAUGUUUUGGCAAGUUCUGCCAGAGACCAGUGGGGAAGUAGAAUCUUUAGAGGGCCUUUUGGUUCCCAGAGAUGAUCUCCCUUUCAACGUGCAGAAAGAGGAAGAGAUAUUGGUCCAGUUCCCAGAGGAAAGGAGGUCAUUCCUAGGUCAAGGUUCAGGUGAUGGGAAAGAAAGUCAGUUGGAAGUGGGGGAGCCUUCUAGUGGACAAAAUAAAUCAGGGGACCCAGAGGUGACCAAAGUGGACAUGCUGGUGACGGCUGAGUUUCACAAGGAAAGACGCGAGUCUAAAUGGGAGCUGAGGAAGAAAUCACUGCAGGGGCAAAAUGAAUCCCAGGACCUUUCGGAAGGUCUCAGUGCUGCGUGUGACCAAACCCACCCAGAGCACCCAAGGAAGGAAAAGCCGUUGUUCUCCAGGUAUGGUCGAAGGUACCGCCUCUCAUCAGGGCUUGUUACAGAACUCACCACCAGAGAUGACCAUGAUGAAUGCUCCACAUCGGACAGCAGCUCAGACCUUGAUGAACAUCAGAGAAACUCUACAGGAGAGAAAUCCUACAAAUGCUCCAAGCACUGGGAGCAUUUCCCCAAGGAAAUUAAUCUGAUGAGACAACAGAGCAGGCAUACAGGAGAGAAAAAGUAUGAUCUCCCCGAAUGUGGGGAAAGCAUCACUUCAAAGAGUUUAAUGAGACAUGUGAAAAUUCACUGUAGGCAGAAAGCUUAUAAGUGCCCCUUGUGUGGGAAAUUCAUCAAACGGAAGCCAGAUUUGGACAGACAUCUGAGAAUCCAUACAGGAGAGAAACCAUUCAAAUGCCCCGUAUGUGGUAAAAGCUUCUCUCGGACAGAUGACUUGAGCAAACAUCAGAGCAGUCAUGGAGGAAAGAUCUCUUAUGAAUGCUCCCAGUGUGGGAAAACCUUCCGGCACCUGACCUUUAUGCUUAAGCAUCAGAAAAUCCACAAAGGAUAUUAA
Eublepharis macularius is the source of this 1944-nucleotide messenger RNA. RefSeq names its product zinc finger protein 397-like. The transcript has 6 exons. The record is from RefSeq and is a predicted model, not a curated record. The coding region runs from base 1 to 1944 and encodes 647 amino acids. Gene Ontology annotation, biological process: regulation of transcription by RNA polymerase II. Gene Ontology annotation, molecular function: RNA polymerase II cis-regulatory region sequence-specific DNA binding; DNA-binding transcription factor activity, RNA polymerase II-specific. NCBI's taxonomy places the organism in Eukaryota, Metazoa, Chordata, Lepidosauria, Squamata, Eublepharidae.